UUUCAAUAUUAAUUUAUUUUUGUCAUUAUUUUUUUUUAAAUUUUCAAAACUUUGAUAGUAUUAUUAUUCAGUUGGGAGCUGAUAAUAGAAUAUAAAUACCUAAAUUUUAAUUUAAUUUAAAAAGAAUUAAAAUACAUAAUUCCCAAUUAUGAAUCAUUAGUACAUACUUUUUAUUGUGAUCAAGAUUAUUAAAACUUAUUUCAACCAUUAAUAUAUUUCUAUUUUCAUCAUUCAUGUAAAGUUGGUUUAUUUCACCAAAUUAGCUAUUGUAUAAUAUUCUACUAACUUCAUUAUAUAAAUAUUAAUAAUGGAUUUCAUUAAUUUAAAUAUUUAUUUUGUUUCUUUCAGAAAAAAAAAUGACUUUGUAUAAACUUACUUAUUUAGAUGCCAAAGGCUUGGGAGAAUCCAUAAGAUUCAUUCUCAGUUAUUUGGAAAAGGAAUUUGAAGAUAUCCGCCUUCCAUUCGAAAUAUUAUCGCAGCUUAGGAAAAUGCCUGAAGUACCCUAUGGGAGAGUUCCUUAUUUGGAAAUAGAUGGAGCUGUCAUGUACCAGACAACUGCUAUAUUACGUUUCUUAGCAAUUGAAGCUGGUUUGAAUGGGAGUAAUAAUAAGGAAAAUUUAAAUAUUGAUAUGAUUGCCGGGACUGUUGGAGAUUUCAUUACAGAAAUCCAGAGGUAUAUUAAGGCAAAAGAACCUGCUGAAAAAGAUUACAUCAAAGAAUGCCUUGUUAAGGAAAUUAUCCCAUUUUAUAUGGACAAAUUUGAAACUCUUAUUGCUAAAGAAGGUUAUUUAGCAAAUGGAAAGCUUUCAUGGGUUGAUAUGUAUGCUGUUGGUUAUUUUGAGUCAAUUCCAGGCUUGGUGGGGUUUGAGUUAUUUGAAAAAUAUCCUUCAUUUAAAGCCCUCACGAAAAAAAUACAUUCUCUUCCAGGAGUCAAAGACUGGAUUCAGAAAAGACCUGUAGCUAAUAUUUAAUUUACUUUUUCUUCUUCUCUUCAUCAUCAAUCAAAUAAUAUAACAAAAAAAUAAACAAAUCUCUUAUUAAAUUUAUUUGCAUUUUAAAAACAAGCCAUGCUUUGUAAUAAAUAUUAUUUUAUUGU
Messenger RNA from Nezara viridula (southern green stink bug), 1096 nucleotides. The record is from the annotation of a GenBank genome assembly. Lineage: Eukaryota; Metazoa; Arthropoda; Insecta; Hemiptera; Pentatomidae.